Messenger RNA from Pristis pectinata (smalltooth sawfish), 4950 nucleotides. It is a transcript of the gene abcg8, whose product is annotated as ATP-binding cassette, sub-family G (WHITE), member 8. Lineage: Eukaryota; Metazoa; Chordata; Chondrichthyes; Rhinopristiformes; Pristidae. The record is from RefSeq and is a predicted model, not a curated record. Gene Ontology annotation, molecular function: ATP hydrolysis activity; ABC-type transporter activity; ATP binding. Gene Ontology annotation, biological process: cholesterol homeostasis. Gene Ontology annotation, cellular component: plasma membrane.
GCGCACCACCGUGGUUUAAUUAUUUAUUUGACUGCCUAUGGGGCAAAGUUCACGUUUUCCGAGGUCCGCAGAAUCCAAUCGUCCCUCAAGCAUCCUGACCAAAAGCAUGGAGACAGUCCAGCCCAAUACUGGCCAUCUCCAAGAUCAAGUGUUCUGUACGUUGGAGGAAGAAAGCAGCCUUUACUUCACUUACAGUGGCAAACCCAACCUCCUCCAAGUACAGGACCUUAGUUAUGAGGUUAAUACUGCAGCACAGAUCCCCUGGUAUGAAAAACUGGCAGAACUACAAAUGCCAUGGGAAUGGAAAAGUUCAGAUGGACAAAUAGUAGCAUUGAAAAAUCUAAAUCUUAAGGUCAGAAGUGGGCAGAUGUUGGCUAUCAUAGGGAGUUCUGGAUGUGGGAAGACAUCUUUACUUGACAUCAUCACCUGUAGAGACGAAGGAGGGAAAAUCAAAUCUGGAAAAAUUUUGAUCAAUGGAACACCAGUCAACAAGCAACUGGUUAAAAAGUGUAUUGCACAUGUGCGACAAGAAGACCGAUUAUUACCCUACCUCACUGUAAGAGAAACAUUCACAUUUGUUGCAAAGUUACGUCUUCCAAGAGACUUCUCUGAAGAACAGAGAAAUAAAAGGAUAGAGGAUGUUAUAGCAGAACUCCGGCUGAGACAAUGUGCAAAUACUAAAGUUGGGAAUUACUUCACUCGAGGAGUCUCUGGAGGAGAGCGACGUCGAGUGAGCAUUGGAGUACAGCUUCUGUGGAAUCCUGGUAUUUUAAUAUUAGAUGAGCCCACAUCUGGACUUGAUAGUUUUACAGCACACAACUUGGUGAUGACUCUCUCGAGGCUUGCCAGAGGAAAUCGAUUGAUCUUAAUGUCAAUCCAUCAGCCACGGUCGGACAUAUUCCAUUUAUUCGAUCUGGUAGUCCUCCUUUCUUCAGGAUUAACAACAUAUUGUGGAGCAGCUAGGGAUAUGAUUCCCUAUUUUGCCUCCAUAGGAUAUCCCUGUCCAAAGUUUUGUAAUCCUUGUGAUUUUUAUGUUGACCUAACCAGCAUUGAUAGGCGUUCCAAGGAACAGGAGCAACUUACACAAGAUAAAGCCAACAGACUUGCUUCCAUAUUUUGGGAAAAAGUCAUGGACACAGAUGAUUACACUUGGAAAUCUAAUACCUGUCAUACCUCUCCAAAUAUGAACAACACUAUAAGUGCCCCCCUGACUUCUGACGCGAUCAUUCACAUUAAAACAGAAACUAUGGACAAACUAGCUGGACACUUCAGACAGUUUUUCUGUCGACAGAUUUCUAAUGACUUCAGAGAUUUGCCAACUCUAGCUGUCCAUGGACUUGAGGCACUUUUGAUGUCCUUACUGAUUGGGUUUUUAUACUACAGUGAAGACGGCAAAACAUUAUCCAUCCAGGACACAGUAGCAUUGUUGUACAUGAUUGGAGCUCUAACACCAUUUGCAGUUGUUUUAGAUGUUAUUGCUAAAUGUCAUUCAGAAAGGGCAAUGCUUUACCAUGAGCUGGAGGAUGGGAUGUAUUCUGUCACUUCCUAUUUUUUUGCUAAGCUUUUGGGAGAACUCCCCGAACACUGUGCUUUUGUAAUAAUCUAUGGCGUGCCUAUCUACUGGAUAGCAGCUCUCAGACCUGAGGCCAGCCCUUUCGUCUUGAACUUCCUGUUGGUGUGGCUGCUGGUUUAUUGCAGCAGAGUAAUGGCUUUGUGGGUCUCGGCACUUCUCCCAACACUGCAGUUAUCUUCGUUCAUGGGAAACACCCUUUUCACAAUUUUCUACUUGACGGGAGGCUUUGUCAUUAGUCAAAAUAUGUGGACAGUCGCUUCUUGGUUUUCCAAAAUAUCCUUCCUUCGAUGGGGAUUUGAAGGUCUUAUCCAGGUUCAGUUCACGGGACAUCCUUAUUUUGUUAUGAUAGGAAACCUUACCAUUCCAAUCAAAGGGACAGAUAUAAUUGAAUCUAUGGACAUGGAUUCAGAACCACUGUACAUGUGCUACAUCAUCCUAAUAGCCAUAUGCAUUGGAUUCCUGAUACUCUACUAUGUUUCAUUAAGGUUUGUCAAGCAGAAAUCAAAUCAGGAUUGGUAAAAUACAACUAGCACAAUUCUUUCAGGCUCUGUACACAUAGAGGAUCAUGAUUUCCUUCCUCCAAUCAGAGAUCUUCGGGGAGUUGAGGAUAGUGUAAGUUGGACACCUGUCGGUGUUGUAUUGGCUCUUGACAUUGUAUAAAAUUGUACAGGAACUAUCUGAUGAUCGCCUGAAAUAUCACAGUCAUUAUUUUGAAUUGCCCUGCUCUGCAUUGAAAACCAAUGACCCUUUCAGUACACUUAUAUGGAUUCAAAUUCAGUAACUGACUCCAUUGUAUAAUCAGCCAACAUUUAAUUGGAGACAUGAGAACAGGAUGGGUGACUGGCUGAAUUAGGUACUUGUCUGUUGCAACAGAAAGCAGUCCCGGACUGUCUCAACUUUCGGUGUUCUAUGCAUCCCACCAUUCACUACCCAUGCAUGGGACUGGCAGGACCAGCUGCUGGCCUGCAGGACGUUGGGCAGCACCUGAUCAGUCACCAGCCUGCAAGUGGCUGUGAAGUGGGUGAAAAGGAAGUGAAUGGAGGGAGGUGGAAGUCAGGGGCAGGAGUGGCCUAAACUUGUGCAGCUUAAAGGAGCAUCUCCUCUGUCCUGGCCCUGGAAGAAGAGUACCCUGAACUGGCUACUUGGCAUGAAAUCUGGUGCUGCUUCCUUGCUCAGGUCACUGCUAAAAGAACAACCGGGUCAUAAUGACCAUGUGUCAAAUAAACAGCCUACUGGUUUUACUGAUGAAUUGUAGUUGCUUUUCACUUGUCCCAAAGUCUGAAUCAAAAUCUCUGGCAGUGGGAUCUGGGUGGCUACAAACUGAGGAUUUACAGAGCGGAUUAAAAUCAUACCUUAAGAAUAGCUGCUUAAAUAGAGAACAUCAAUGCUUGCAAUAAUUAGUGCCUUCUGGAAACCAAGGGGGAGAUGGUAAGAGAGGACAGAGAGUACAUUGGAUUGUUGUGUCUCAAUCAAUCAGUGAUGCUUUAAUAUAUUGCAAUAUUUGUUAUAUGACAUUACACUAACAGAAAUUUGAUGUAGCUAUUUAGCUCCGUGGUAUAAAUAUUUUGUGUUAAUUUUUUUUCCAUGUUUACCAUUGGCGUUAAGAGCUCCUGUUAACACACCUGUUACGUGGAAGGUAGUAAAUAACAUCCUAUCCUUUCACAUUUCCAAAAUGUGACCAUUUAACAACAAUGUCAAUGGAAAAGUGAAAUGUCCAUGAUGAUACCAUACACCUGUGACAUUUAUUACACUCAGUGGAUAAUGUGAUUUUAAUCGAUGAACAACUCAUUUAUAUUAUAUAAAACUGCUCUGGUUGCAGCUGGGUGAAUGCCCACAAUUGGUCUGAGAAACUGCGGGCACAGCUGGGCAUUUCAUCACCACAGGGCACAGUUCAUCAUCAACUCUUAAAUUGUUUAGCUGAACCCAUAAUAAAUGCCAUACCCAAAGUUUCCUUCAUGACAUCGCUUAACCUUCAGUGAAAUUCAAAAGCCUUCAGGCAAAAGACUGUGAGAGAAAUACUUUCUUGAAAAUGGCUUUAAAGUGACCAAGAAAAAAGUUUUAUAAAUUACAUCCAGCAAGUCUAAACCUAAAUUGUGGGUCAUGCUACAUCGCUAUUUGUGCCAAGAUUACAUACAGUACUCCAUCAUCACUCUUCACUCAUCUCUCAUCAUUUUUUAUGUCCUUUGUAAGCUGAAAACUUACAGAUAUCAAUAAAACUUUUUUUUGUUGACUCUCAGAACAAAAGUGAAAAUAAAUAACUUUUGUAUUUACGAAAAGCUUACUUUUUACAGAAGCAUUUAAAGAUUUAUGUUUUGGAAUACGUAUGUAUUGCAGAUUUUCUAACAGUUGGGAAACAUACAACAGAUUGAUUGAAAAUGUGAGAUAUUAAUUUCUUUAAGACAAUAACUACCCAUAGAUGGACAAGAUUUCUCAAUGUUCCUCCUUUCUUUCCUGAAGAGGUUGAUUCACGUUCAGUGCAUCAUGGAAACAGGCCCAUUGGCCCACUAAGUCCACACUUACACUGGAUCUACAAUAAUCCCAUUUUAUUCUUCCCACAUUUCCGUCAGCUUCCCCCAGAUUCUACCAUUCACCACCAUGCUGGGGGUAAUUUACAGUGCAAUUAACCUACCAAACUACAAAUCUUUGGGUUGUGGGAGGAAGCUGGAGUACACUCUCUUUUUGGAGAUGGCUUUAGCCUGGACAUGAUUACAGAGAGAAUACGCAAAAUAGACUUUCAUGGAUUUACCUGCUGUGAAAUAUCUGUGCUGAAGCACCAAGCUCAGUGUGCAACUCUUGUUAGUGAGUAGUGCUGACAGCAUUAUCACAAACAAGAUUAUUUCAUUAUUCAGGUUGCAUUUGCUAUUGACAUGUAAUUUCCCAAAUUCACCUCUACCUCUGCCCAUCAGCUGCUAAAACCUUGUCUACGUCUUCCUUAGCUCAAGACUUGACUAAUCCAUUGUACACCAGGACAGCAUCUCUUGUUCUACCUCUCCUUGCCCCAUUAACUUGAGGUCAUCCAAAGCUCUGCUGCCUGUGACAUCAGAUCCACCCAUCAUCCCUACACAUGUUGACCUACGUUGACUCCUGUUAAAACGUGCACCCUAGUUGUCAAAUCCUUCCGUGGACUCACCUCGCUCUGUCUCUGCAAUCAUCGACCGUCACAGUGAUUUUCACUCCUCAGAUGCUGGACUUGGUAAUUUCUGAAUGAAUUGUCACAUUGUUGAAGGCCUUGCCUUCUCCUACCAAGGUCCUCUCCGGAAUCCCACCUAAACAUCUCCAACUCCUGACUUCCCCGUCCAUGCUUUCGGUCAGCUGUCCUUGUGUCCCCCUGUGGCCCAGUGUCAGGUAUUUGCCUCCUCUUCUCAUGAGAUGACCCU